Zootoca vivipara (common lizard) is the source of this 3850-nucleotide messenger RNA. It is a transcript of the gene RBPMS, whose product is annotated as RNA binding protein, mRNA processing factor. The record is from RefSeq and is a predicted model, not a curated record. NCBI's taxonomy places the organism in Eukaryota, Metazoa, Chordata, Lepidosauria, Squamata, Lacertidae.
CCUCCUCCUCCUCCGCUCCCUCCCACGUCGUCCCAGGGAGUGGGCGCCAGGCGCGCGAGCCACCUUCCCCGCCAACCAGAGCCAGGCGCGCAGGAGAAGAGCUCGCGGCUCUUCCCCUCACGACUUCCUUCCACGGAAAAGAAGCCGCCGCGCGCCGCCGCCUCUUUCCCGCCCCUCACGCGGCUUGCUCGGAGUCUCUCGCGCCGCCAGGAAAGCCCUGCAUGCUGCUGAAGCAGCUGCCGCUGCUGGUGGCCAGGGCGAGAGCCCCGCUGCUUCUUCGCCUUGCCUCGGCGCGCACGCCUGCCCAGCAGCAGCAGCAGCACCUCAGCCCAGACGCGCCGCAGACGGGAGAGGCGAGGCGAGGAGGGGGCGGCGGGCGAGGGCGCUCCGGACCGGUGGAGGGAACCAUGAACAGCGCCAAAGGCGAGCAGGAGCACAGCCCCGCCGAGCCGAGCCUGCAGGAGGAAGAGGUACGAACGCUAUUUGUCAGUGGCCUGCCUCUGGACAUCAAGCCCCGGGAACUCUAUUUGUUGUUCAGACCAUUCAAGGGUUAUGAAGGCUCCCUUAUUAAACUCACAUCUAAGCAGCCUGUGGGGUUUGUUAGUUUCGACAGUCGCUCAGAAGCAGAAGCUGCUAAGAAUGCUUUGAACGGAAUCCGCUUUGACCCAGAAAUUCCCCAGACGCUCCGGCUCGAGUUCGCCAAGGCCAACACGAAGAUGGCCAAGAGCAAAUUAGUGGGGACACCAAAUCCAAGCACUCCUGCCACCCCCAACACUUUACCUCAGUUCAUUACCAGGGAGCCGUAUGAGCUCACAGUGCCUGCACUUUACCCCAGUAGCCCUGAAGUGUGGGCGCCGUACCCUCUCUACCCAGCGGAGUUAGCACCUGCUCUACCUCCGCCUGCUUUCACCUACCCUGCUUCACUGCAUGCCCAGAUGCGCUGGCUCCCUCCCUCAGAGGCUACUUCUCAGGGCUGGAAGUCCCGUCAGUUCUGCUGAAUACUGUGUACCAGGUGUGUGAUGGCGGCUACAAUCUGUCUUGUGGGUAUUAAUGUGUUCUUCCUAAGUCGCUACUGGUAUCUUACCUCCAUCUUCAAAUUUGCAGUGUGGUGGGCUUGAAAAAAACCUCACACAAGGUUGGAUUCCUUCAAGACUUUGCCACAGCCUCUAUCACACAUCUGCUCUUUUAGAAGUAAAGUAAAAAUACUGAGUAAUAAUAAUGUUUUCCUCUUCUAUGCUGUAUAAAAUUGUAAGGAAGAGUGCGAAUUCUAAAAAGCAUGGGUGAACAUCUGGUUUGAAAAAGUUAUUUUCAAACAACGCAACAAAGAGAACCAAGUAUUUUUAUACUAAACAUUUUAAGCAGAAAGAUCUUACGCUGGGUUGGAUCACUGAUUACGUUCUUGACUUUUUGAAUGCGUGUAAUUGAAAUUUCUCUUUCCCUGUCCUUUUAAGCUGCAUGUUCAAGGCAUGUUUUUAAAUCUUGUUCAAAUUUUUAAAAAGUGUAUUGUUAAAUUGUAUAGACUCUUUGGCUAUCCUGAUGGGGAGCUUGAGAGGAUGUGUGUUGAACAUAUGAAGUAUUCCUGUGGUACGUGCUUCUCCCAGUUGUGCCAAAUUAUAUCAAGCAAGACAAUCAGAUAUGCAAAUGUGUUUGUAACUUUGAGAUAUAUUACCGUGUGCUGAACAGUAUACUGGCAGUUCUGACAGCUGGUUUAUGCUGUAUUUUAUCUGUGGUCACAUAUUUUGAUAUAAAACUAUAAGGGGGAGAUGUGCUUUUUCUAUGGCUUUCUACUGUGCACUAAGACCAUUUUCAUAAUUAUAACAGCUAGAAAAAGUGCAGUCAUCAUAAUAAAAUGACUGCAGCUACCUCUGCAUACUGUAUUCAUUCAGACACUUAGUUCCCAACAUGCAGUUGUGUAACCAGUAGGAUUCCUUGGUAAAAGAGAGAGAGAAGGAAAAGCAUCUAGUUUGGCUAUGGGAACCAGUCUUGAAUUCUUCUGUAAAGUAGGUUCAUAGCAUCCCUAGUCUACUUGUUUUAAAAGAAAUGAGAGUACAUUUGCAUGCCUUUGCUCCAUGUACAGGAAGGAUUGGUUCUGCUAAGGUGGUGGUGGUUGUUAGCAGGUAAUGCUGCUGUAUGUGAAGCUGACCGAAACAUUGAGCAAUAAAGCUUAAGUUCAUUUCAUGCCACUAUCUCAUAUGCAUGCAGAAAACAAAAGGCCUUCUUUCACUGGAUCCAGAUCUAAGGCUCUUCUUCCGGUUGACCACGCCAUCUUGCUCAGACGGGGGUCCGCACAGCGGAGCGGACCUCGGCGCUUCAGAGGUGGAGGGAAUCGUUCCAGCGAAACGAAACCUCCUUAAAAGCCCCAAAUCGUGCUUUUUGGGGACAGAUUUUGCCUGGCGGCGCCAAAAGCGGGCUCUCUCCUCCCCGGAUCGGCUUUGUUUAAGCCCCCGAGAGCGAGGAGGUGAACCGCGGCGGACAGGCUGACAUUGCUGCUCUGAGAGUGCGAAGCUGCGAGUCUGGGAAGUGGAGGUGGCCAAUUCUUCAAAGAACAUUCAGCAAAUGAAUAGACUGUGAGUAAUUUGGAUUCUUUGGAAUGUAAAUUAAGGCAACAAUUUGGACCUGGGAGAGAGGGGAAAAGAGGAAGCCACCCCCCCCCACGGUAACAUAAGUGACAGUAAACAGAAACCCGAAGCCGUAAACAGAAGAUUUUAACUUAAAAGGAUUCCUCAAAGGCAUCAAAGAGAAUCUCCCCUAAAUGCAGGGUAAAAGGGGAGAGAGACUGUUGUGAUUGCCCUGCAGAAUGAAGUUAAGACUAAGAAAGACCUUUCUUUUUCUCGGGAGCCGGCAGCCCAGAAAACCCAGUGAGCUGACCAGGAUUUAUAGUUAAAUUUUAUUUCUAUCUUUAUCUCUGGACUUUUUGGGAAUUUUUUUUUGGUUUAUAUGCUUUUGAAAUGUGAGUUCGAAUUUUAUUUUUAAGAAUGCAGCCAGCUUGUUAAAAUGGAGUCGAGAAAAUAGACUGCGAUCAUAUUCCACCCCAUGUGACAAGUUUUGACCUUGACAGGACUGAACUAUGUCAACAAAAAGGUACCCGCCUGAGUUUCAGCGGACUGUUUUGACCUUAAUGUGGGAAACAAGAAUAGAACUAUGUCAAGAGGAGACACAACGGCUAGUGUUACAGCAACAAUUCCAGAUUGUGAUGACAGAAUAUGAUUUCCUAGAAGAUGAAGCUUUUGAAACUGAAGAAGAUGAAUGUGAGAAUGACAAUGAUGACGACUGUGAUGAUUUAACACAAAAUGAAGCCCAUCACGAAAAAAAUGAUGAUUUUACUCUACAAAAAGUUGGAUGGAGUGCCUCCCCUUCGAGGGGGGCACGACUGGAUUUACUGGAACUCCAGAAUGACCACAGGGAAGAAGGAAAAAUUAAGCAGAGAAGAGAAGAAGCUCAGGGGUCUGAUAUGGAGGCCUGGAUGGCAAAAGACUGCAAACAGGGGGUGGGGUGAAGGGAAAGUGAAGUGGUGAUUGUAAGGAUGGGUUAAUAGGACUAUAACUGGACUGCUGACUAUGGAACUUGCUGGAUUGGAGGGGUGGAGCAGGUACUCGGGGGGAGUAAGGUUAGUUUGGGAAUAGUUAUAGGUUUAAAAAGUGAAUUGAUUCUGGAAAAAGGUGAAAAUAUGGAGGCCUAUAGAGGGGUAAAAAUUAGGCACGGGAAGAAAAAAUGGGAGUUUGAUUUCUCAGUGAUUGGACAAUAGGCGAAAAUGAUAAUAGUUUAAAAGUGGUAUAAGAUAUAAAGGUGUAUGUUAUAAAAUAUGAACUAUGAAACUGUUGAAGAUGAUAAAUAAGGGAGGAAAACCGGG